Messenger RNA from Physeter macrocephalus (sperm whale), 6786 nucleotides. It is a transcript of the gene RBBP6, whose product is annotated as RB binding protein 6, ubiquitin ligase. Gene Ontology annotation, biological process: protein ubiquitination; ubiquitin-dependent protein catabolic process. The record is from RefSeq and is a predicted model, not a curated record. Gene Ontology annotation, molecular function: zinc ion binding; nucleic acid binding; ubiquitin protein ligase activity. The transcript has 17 exons. Lineage: Eukaryota; Metazoa; Chordata; Mammalia; Artiodactyla; Physeteridae. Bases 1077 to 6368 code for a protein of 1763 amino acids. Gene Ontology annotation, cellular component: nucleus.
AGACCCCGGAGUGGGGCGCUCGCCCGAAGCCAGGCCGCGUCCGCCAUAGUGUCUGGUUUGGAGGUGUCGCCGGCUCCUGGUGAGGGCCCGAGAGCGGCAGGGGGGCGAAACAAAAAGGGAGUCGGCGGAGCCCUCUCCGUUGCCCGGCGAUUUCCGGGCCUAAUCUUGCGUUACUGGGCCGAAAGGCGACGGGAGCGAAAGGCGAGAGAAGCACGGAGCACUCGGCGAGAGGAAGCGUCAGGGAGCCUCGGCGGCGUCGCCAGGGUCAGCCGAAGCCACCCGGCCGCUGGCUGGGGCCCGGGGUGGUGAGGAGGCGCUGUGAGGCCUAGCCGAGGCCUAGUACCGGCUUUGUGUUUGAGGCGGCGUUGGCGGCGGCGGCGGCGGCGGGGGGGAGGCGGAGCUGGGGGCGGCCUGCGGGAAGGCCUCUCCUCCGCCGACCGCGCGUUUUGGCCUAGGCCGCGGGGCCGCCUGUGGCCUCCGGGGAGCAGGCGAAAGGGGUCUGUGUGUGGUGGGGGCCUGGGCCUGGGGCAGCCGACGCCGGUCGUCCGGAAGCCAGGAGGAGGCGAGAGGCCGCUCGUGGACUCCGGGCCUAGGCCCUCUCCCCUCAACCUUCUCCCGGGGCCUGGGUCACCCCCGUCCACGGAGAGAGAGACCAACCGGGAGGUGCGGCCGCGCUAUGGACCCCUGACCCCGCGGGGUCGCUCGGACUUUAACGUGUGGACUGACCGCUACUGACUGCACCGCCUGCCCCCGUCUCCUGCCGGCCCUUAGCAUGAGCGAGGGGGACCCAGCGGGGUGACAUUGUGCCCGUUGGCGGAUUCUCGCUUGCCCCCUGCCCCGUCCUCGUCCACCUCCUCCCACAUGAAGCGAUUCUGAAUAUCUGGGGGGGGGGUUCUGGAUUAUUGUUUUUACGAACCCCCGCUUGUGGUUGAGGGGUUAUUUAAUCUGAGGCCUUAGGGUCCUUCGGUGUCUCUGAGUGUUCUGUGUGUGUACAUAUUUUGCUCUUAAGUUUAUAAAUAUACAUAUAUUGAGCGUGUCCACGUCUCCUCGCUGAACCUUAGGAAUCCUUUGGCACCAUGUCCUGUGUGCAUUAUAAAUUUUCCUCUAAACUCAACUAUGAUACCGUCACCUUUGAUGGGCUCCACAUCUCCCUCUGCGACUUAAAGAAGCAGAUUAUGGGGAGAGAGAAGCUGAAAGCUGCCGACUGCGACCUGCAGAUCACCAACGCGCAGACGAAAGAAGAAUAUACUGAUGAUAAUGCUCUAAUUCCUAAGAAUUCAUCUGUAAUUGUUAGAAGAAUUCCUAUUGGAGGUGUUAAAUCUACAAGCAAGACAUAUGUUAUAAGUCGAACUGAACCAGUGAUGGGAACUUCAAAAGCAAUUGAUGACUCUUCUGCGUCUAUUUCUCUGGCCCAGCUUACGAAGACUGCCAAUCUGGCUGAAGCCAAUGCUUCUGAAGAAGAUAAAAUUAAAGCAAUGAUGUCGCAAUCUGGCCAUGAAUACGACCCAGUCAAUUACAUGAAGAAACCUCUAGGUCCACCACCUCCAUCUUAUACUUGUUUCCGUUGUGGUAAACCUGGCCAUUAUAUUAAGAAUUGCCCAACAAAUGGGGAUAAGAACUUUGAAUCUGGUCCUAGGAUUAAAAAGAGCACUGGAAUUCCCAGAAGUUUUAUGAUGGAGGUGAAAGAUCCUAACAUGAAAGGUGCAAUGCUUACCAACACUGGAAAAUAUGCAAUACCAACUAUAGAUGCAGAAGCAUAUGCAAUUGGGAAAAAAGAAAAACCACCUUUUUUACCAGAGGAACCAUCAUCAUCUUCAGAAGAAGAUGAUCCUAUCCCAGAUGAAUUGUUGUGUCUCAUCUGCAAAGAUAUUAUGACUGAUGCUGUUGUCAUUCCGUGCUGUGGAAACAGUUAUUGUGAUGAAUGUAUAAGGACAGCUCUCUUGGAAUCAGAUGAACAUACAUGUCCAACAUGUCAUCAGAAUGAUGUCUCUCCUGAUGCUUUAAUUGCCAAUAAGUUCUUACGACAGGCUGUUAAUAACUUCAAAAAUGAAACUGGUUAUACGAAAAGACUAAGAAAACAGUUGCCGCCACCCCCACCCCCAAUACCACCUCCAAGACCACUCAUUCAGCGGAACCUACAACCUCUGAUGAGAUCUCCAAUAUCAAGACAACAAGAUCCUCUCAUGAUUCCAGUGACAUCUUCAUCAAGUCACCCGGCUCCAUCUAUAUCUUCAUUAACCUCUAAUCAGUCUUCCUUGGCCCCUCCUGUGCCUGGAAAUCCGUCUUCUGCCCCAGCCCCUGUACCUGAUAUAACUGCAACAGUCUCCAUAUCAGUCCACUCAGAAAAAUCAGAUGGACCUUUUCGGGAUUCUGAUAAUAAAAUACUGCCAGCUGCAGCGCUUGCAUCUGAACAUUCGAAGGGAGCCUCUUCUAUUGCAAUUACUGCCCUUAUGGAAGAGAAGGGUUACCAGGUGCCUGUACUUGGAACCCCAUCUUUACUUGGACAGUCAUUAUUGCAUGGACAAUUGAUCCCCACAACUGGUCCAGUAAGAAUAAACACUGCUCGUCCAGGUGGUGGUCGACCAGGUUGGGAACAUUCCAACAAGCUUGGAUAUCUGGUUUCUCCACCACAGCAAAUUAGAAGAGGGGAGAGAAGCUGCUACAGAAGUAUAAACCGUGGACGACACCACAGCGAAAGAUCACAGAGAACUCAAGGCCCAUCACUACCAGCAACUCCAGUUUUUGUACCUGUCCCACCCCCUCCCUUGUAUCCUCCUCCUCCCCAUACACUUCCUCUCCCUCCAGGUGUUCCUCCUCCACAGUUUUCUCCUCAGUUUCCUCCCGGCCAGCCACCACCUGCUGGGUAUAGUGUUCCCCCUCCAGGGUUUCCUCCAGCUCCGGCCAAUUUAUCAACACCUUGGGUGUCAUCAGGAGUACAGACAGCUCAUUCAAAUACCAUCCCAACAACACAAGCACCACCUUUGUCCAGGGAAGAAUUCUAUAGAGAGCAACGACGACUAAAAGAAGAGUCCAAAUCUCCCUAUAGUGGUUCAUCCUAUUCAAGAAGUUCAUAUACUUACUCUAAAUCAAGAUCUGGUUCAACACGAUCACGUUCUUAUUCUCGAUCGUUUAGCCGCUCACAUUCUCGUUCCUAUUCACGAUCACCUCCAUACCCCAGAAGAGGCAGAGGAAAGAGUCGAAAUUACCGUUCAAGGUCUAGAUCGCACGGGUAUCAUCGAUCUAGGUCAAGGUCACCCCCAUAUAGACGGUAUCAUUCACGAUCAAGAUCUCCUCAAGCAUUUAGGGGACAAUCUCCUAAUAAACGUAAUGUACCUCAAGGAGAAACAGAACGUGAAUAUUUUAACAGGUACAGAGAAGUUCCACCACCAUAUGACAUGAAAGCUUAUUACGGGAGGAGUGUUGACUUCAGAGACCCAUUUGAAAAAGAACGUUACCGAGAAUGGGAGAGAAAAUAUAGAGAGUGGUAUGAAAAAUAUUAUAAAGGCUAUGCUGCUGGAGCACAGCCUAGACCAUCAGCAAAUAGAGAGAACUUUUCUCCAGAGAGAUUUUUACCACUUAAUAUCAGGAAUUCUCCCUUCACAAGAGGCCGCAGAGAGGAGUACUCUGGUGGACAGAGUCAUAGAAGUCGAAACAUAGGUGGCAACUAUCCAGAAAAGCUUUCAUCAAGAGACAGUCACAAUCAGAAGGAUAAUACAAAGUCAAAAGAGAAGGAGAGUGAAAAUGCUCCGGGAGAUGGUAAAGGAAAUAAACAUAAGAAACACAGAAAAAGAAGAAAGGGGGAAGAAAGUGAAGGCUUUUUAAACCCAGAGUUAUUAGAAACUUCUAGGAAAUCAAGAGAGCCAACAAGUGGUGAAGAAAAUAAAACAGACUCAUUGUUUGUUCUCCCAAGUAGAGAUGAUGCUACACCUGUUAGAGAUGAACCAAUGGAUGCUGAAUCCAUUACUUUUAAAUCAGUGUCUGAAAAAGACAAGAGAGAAAAAGAUAAACCUAAAGCAAAAGGUGACAAGACCAAACGGAAAAAUGAUGGAUCAACUGUGUCCAAAAAAGAAACUGUUGCAAAACCUGCUAAAGGACCUCAAGAAAAACUAGAUGGAGAGCGUGAAAAAUCUCCUCGAUCUGAACCUCCACUUAAAAAAGCCAAAGAGGAGACUCCAAAGAAUGACAAUGUGAAAUCAUCAUCUUCCUCUCAAAAAGAUGAAAAGAUCAUUGGUACCCCCAGAAAAGCUCACUCUAAGUCAGUAAAGGAACACCAGGAGGCAAAACCAGUCAAAGAGGAAAAAGUGAAGAAGGACUACUCCAAAGACGUCAAGUCAGAGAAGCUAACUAGUAAGGAAGAAAAGGCCAAGAAACCUAAUGAGAAAAGUAAACCACUUGAUAGCAAGGGAGAAAAAAGGAAAAGAAAAACUGAAGAGAAAUGUGGAGAUAAAGAUUUUGAGUCAUCUUCAAUGAAAAUCUCUAAAUUAGAAGUAACUGAAAUAAUGAAACCAUCGCCAAAGCGCAAAAUGGAACUUGAUAUUGAAAAGCUGGAUAGGACACCUGAAAAAGACAAAAUUUCAUCAUCAACUGCUCCAGCCAAAAAAAUCAAGCUUAACAGAGAAACUGGAAAAAAAAUUGGAAGUACAGAAAAUAUAUCUAAUACGAAAGAACCCUCUGAAAAAUUGGAGUCAACGUCUGGCAAAGUUAAACAAGAAAAAAUCAAAGGAAAGGUCAGGCGAAAAGUGACUGGAACUGAAGGAUCCAGCUCAACACUUGUGGAUUAUACCAGUACCAGUUCGACUGGAGGCAGUCCUGUGCGGAAAUCUGAAGAAAAAACAGAUACAAAGCGAACUGUCAUUAAAACAAUGGAAGAAUAUAAUAAUGAUAACACAGCUCCUGCUGAAGAUGUUAUUAUUAUGAUUCAGGUUCCUCAAUCCAAAUGGGAUAAAGAUGACUUUGAAUCUGAAGAAGAAGAUGUUAAAUCCACCACACAGCCUAUAUCAAGUGUAGGAAAACCUGCCAGUGUUAUAAAAAAUGUUAGCACUAAACCAUCAAAUGCAGUCAAAUAUACUGAAAAAGAAAGUGAGUCAUCAGAGAAAAUUCAGAAACUCACCAAGGAAGUGAGCCAUGAAAUUACACAGCAUGAGGUCAAAAGUUCAAAAAACUCUGCAUCUAGUGAAAAAGGGAAAACCAAAGAUCGAGAUCAUUCAGUGUUGGAAAAGGAAAACCCAGAAAAGAGGAAGAACAGCACUCAGCCAGAGAAAGAUAGUAAUCUGGACCGUCUGAAUGAGCAAGGAAAUUUUAAAAGUCUGUCUCAAUCUUCCAAAGAGACUAGAACUUCUGGCAAAGAAGAUAAGCAUGAUUCCAUUCGAGGUUCCUCAAAUAAAGACUUCACUCCCAACAGAGACAAAAAAACUGAUUAUGACAGCAGAGAGUAUUCAAGUUCCAAACGUAGAGAUGAAAGGAAUGAAUUAACAAGAAGAAAAGACUCCCCUUCUCGCAGUAAAGACUCUGCAGCUGGACAAAAAACUAAGCCAAGGGAGGAGAGAGAUUUGCCUAAAAAAGGAACAGGAGAUUCCAAAAAAAGUAACUCUAGUCCCUCAAGAGACAAAAAACCUCAUGAUCAUAAAACCACUUAUGAUACUAAACGUUCAAGUGAAGAGACGAAAUCUGUAGAUAAAAAUCCCUGUAAAGAUCGUGAGAAAUAUGUAUUAGAGGCAAAGAACAAUAAAGAGUCAAGUGGCAAUAAAUCACUUUAUGUACUUAACCCACCGGACCCACAGAUUGAGAAAGAGCAAGUUACUGGGCAAAUUGAUAAGAACACCAUCAAGCCUAAACCCCAGUUAAGUCAUUCCUCUCGACUGUCCUCUGACUUAACUAGAGAAACUGAUGAAGCUGCUUUUGAACCAGAUUAUAAUGAAAGUGACAGUGAGAGCAAUGUAUCUGUAAAAGAGGAAGAAACUUCAGGAAAAAUUUCUAAGGAACUGAAAGAUAAAGUAAUGGAGAAAGCAAAAGAGAGCCUGGACGUAGCAGCAGUCAGCCAGGUAGGUGUAAUCAGGAGCCAGAGUCAAAGCAGCCCUAGUGUCAGUCCAAGUAGAAGUCAUAGCCCUUCUGGAAGCCAAACCCGAAGCCACAGUAGCAGUGCUAGCUCUGCAGAAAGUCAGGACAGCAAGAAGAAGAAGAAAAAGAAGGAAAAGAAAAAGCACAAGAAACAUAAAAAACAUAAGAAGCAUAAGAAGCAUGCAGGCACUGAAGUAGAAUUGGAAAAAAGCCAAAAACACAAACAUAAGAAAAAGAAGUCAAAGAAGAGCAAAGAUAAAGAAAAGGAGAAGGAGAAGGAUGACCAAAAAGUGAAAUCUGUCACUGUGUAAAAGGGCAGAUUUUAAAAAUUGACUUAAUUACUAAGUCAUCUGUAUUAAAUUUUGUUAUAAUGUAAAGAGAUUCAAGCUUUGUAAAUAAGAUAUGGAAGACCCUGUGCUGCACUUAAAAUAUUGCUGCUUGAUUAUUUGAUUUUUACAUCAGAGCUUUAUAACACGAACUUUUGUACAGAAUUGUGAGUUGUGACCAUGUAACAUGAGAGGUUUUGCUAGGGCCUAUUAUUUUUAACCACCAUUAAUUAGUUGGGGUGGAGUUUACUGUACUGUGAAAUUUUCACAUUUGAAUUUUUUUAAUUGCCUGGCAAAAGCUGAUAUCAGUUCUAAAAUAUCAGCAGAAUGAUUUGCUGAAUUCAUUACAACUCCGUUAUGUCACUUUUUGAUUACAAUAAAAGUUUUCAGUAAACUUUUCAAA